GUAUGCGUUCAUUAGGGAACCAGAUUUGGCUAUAAGUUGAUGUUACACAUAAUGUUAUUGGUUAGCUCUCAAGGUGAAGCUUUAUAUUAAACCAAUGAAAAACUUGAUGGCAUGAAGAGUCAGUGUUGGUUCGUUCCUUGACAACCCCCAUAAUCUAAAAACAAGAUGGCGAAGUACUAUUAGUCGUUCGGAAUACAGCCCAGCAACAGAAGAAAUGUUGAUCUUAUUUGUGCUGAAUACGGCCUGAACAAAGCGAUAUUGCCAACAUGCCCACGGGUCUGGAGAAGCAGACGGCCCAGCGGGCCACUGACUGUGGGGAGACACCGGAAUAUGUCAGCAAAGUCACUGCUCCCAGAAACCCCAAACUGGUCAGAGGGCCCGUGGAAGAACCUAAAUUGACGCCGUCGUCCUUCAUGAAGGAGAUGGCACAGACGACCUCGGAGAAGCUUGCCAACACGCACGACAUGCGGAUCCCACAGGUCAUUGAACUCCUGGACAUGGGAGACACAACUCACCAAAAGUUCUCUGUUGUGGACAUCGAUGAGCCCAUGUUCCAGCCGUUCCCGUCCGAGAUUGUCUUCCAACAGUUCGAGCCUCACGAGGUCUACGAGGUUCCCUUGCUCCUCAGGAACAGUGAUAAAGUGUCUAGACUGGUCAAAGUGUUCCAGGCAGACUCACCUUACUUCAAGAUUAUCAGCCCUCCCGACAUCGGGAACAAGGUCGCCCCUGGCAUGGCCAUCAUCUUCAGGAUCCAGUUCAUGCCAGCCGAGAAGAAGGAUUACAACCACGAGCUGAUCUGUAUGACGGAGCGAGAGAAGUUCGUAGUACCGGUGAAGGCCAUCGGUGCCCGAGCCCUCCUGGACUUCCCCGACCAGGUCAACUUCUCCACCUGCCCCGUCAAGUACCCCUCCACCAAGACGUUGCUCGUCAGGAAUGUGGGCAACAGAGAUGCCAGGUUCUCCCUCGACGUGCCGCUGCCAUUCACGGUUCAUCCUGAUUGUGGCACCUUGGCCGUGAACGAAAGCCUUCAGGUAGAAGUGACGUUCAAACCAAGCACCAUUGGAGACCACAGCCAAGACCUUACCAUCUCCUACGACACAGGUGAAGACAUCUUUGUCACGCUGUACGGUGCGGCUGUGGACGCCAACGUCCGACUGGACAAGAACACCGUCCGCAUCGAGAACACCUUCAUCUCCAUGGCCAAUCAGCGGUCGGUGACCAUCAACAACCGCAGCGACGUCAUCGCUCACUUCCAGUGGAAGCCGUUUGCCUCCGUUGACGAGGAGGGGCAACAGAAGGACAGAUUUUGCACCGAUCUAGCCGAGGAGGAACAGGCGGAGCAUGAUCGCUUCCUGGAGGAGUGCAUCGUGGAUCACACGCUGCGUGACAAAAUGGCCAUCCUCACCCGAACCUUCCACAACAGGAGAAAGAUGGUGGAGGGGGACAGCAUGCUGUACACCGACAGCGCAUUCACGAUCGAGCCCCUAGAGGGCGACAUUUGGCCCAACUCAUCUACCGAAGUCAAUGUGAUCUUCAAGCCGGAGGAGGCCCGCACCUACUGGAGCACCGCCUACUGCGAUGUGACCGGCCGCGAGACCCGCCUCCCGCUUAGGAUGCGAGGAGACGGCGUGGGCCCCAAGGUGGUCUUCUCCUUUGACGCACUGGACAUGGGCCAUAUCUUUGUGGGAUCCACGCACACUUAUGAGGUGGUGCUGAGCAACCAAGGCGACAUCGACGCUACCUUCAACCUCCUGCCCAACCAGACCACCUUCGGCCCACGCUUCCAGUUCAGCCCCAGUGAGGGCAUUGUGACCCCCGGCAGCCACCAGGCGAUUAAGAUUGCCUUCUCCUCCCCCGUGCUGGGCGACUUUGACGAGGACUUCCACUGCUCCGUCCGGGGCCUGCCGGAGAAGCUCAAGCUGAACUUCAAGGGGAACGUGAUUGGGCCCACCUUCCACUUUGACCAGCCCAAGCUCAAGUUUGGCACCGUGUCUUACGGAUUCAAGAGCACCAGGAGUGUGACCCUCGCCAACACUGCCCUGGUCCCCAUGACCUUUAACCUCAGGGUACCAGGUGACGGCACAGGGGAAGUGGUGUCGGCAACCAGCGGGGAACCGACGCUGAACCGCAGCAAUCUGAGCGUGCCACCCACGGAGUUCCGCAUCACGCCAGAGAAGGGCACUAUUCCUCCGCAGAGUGAAGUCAAAAUACAAGUGGAGCUAACGUCCAAUACAGUGAAAAAGUACGACAUGUCUCUAGUUGUUGACGUCGAGGGAGUUGGAACGGAACUGUUGGCCCUACCGAUCACAGCCAAGUGUGUCGUACCUGCGAUUGUAGUGGUGACUCCCAUCAUGGACUACACAAGAUGCUUCUUGAACCAUCCCUACGAGUUGAACACAAAGCUGUUCAAUGACUCUGACUUGCCCGCCAAAUACGACUUGGUUCCUCAGGAGAUACAGGACAUGAGCCCCAUGCUGUACACCAGCCCCCAGGCCACGGGUAUCAUUGAGCCCCACUCCACUGCCGAGGUCCCCCUGGUUAUUAUGCCUAAAGCCCUGGAGGAGAUUGAGGCCGUGGCUGAGUUCAGCAUCUUUGGCAGCACCGAACCACCACUGCAAGUUCAACUGAUGGCUAUAGGAGAGGGGCCCGUCGUGCACGUGACACCCACCGAGAUUGACUGGGGCCAGACACCGGUCCUGACAGACGUCACCAAGAUAGUCACGCUGUCCAACGAAUCGCUGAUCCCUGCACCGUUCUGUUGCACGCUGAUGCGGCCCAACUCCCUCUGGCAAGUUGAGCCCAAGGAGUCCGUCAUCCCACCAGAGGAGAGCUUGGAUCUCAGACUAACAGUCAACCUGGAUGACUGCAUUAGAUUUCAAGACAAGCUGGCCAUCAACUUUGAGAACAGCCAGACGCGUACAAUCAAGCUCCAAGCUUACGGGCACGGCACCACCGUCGUGUCUUUCCCACCCAUGACGCCCAGCAUCGAGCUCGGACACCACUUCAGUAGUGGGCCUUGCCGUCGCAUGUUCACUUUGACCAACAAGGGACGCCGCCACCAGCAGCUCUUCUGGAGCACGGAGGGCUUCAACCCCAUCAAGCUGAAGAACAGAGACCCCUAUUACAACCCUCUGGACGUCAAGUACCAGAGGAUGCCCCCACCGGCUCCACCACCCAAGCCUGUCUUCAGCCUGACCCCAUCACGCUUUGAGCUGGAGCCCGGAGAGAGUAUCGACGUUGUUCUUGACGGCCAGUCUGAUACGCCCAAGGUGGUGAAGGAACGCAUGCUGUGCCACGCCAUCAUCGGCAAGGCCAGCGGCAAGGAGAAGAUCAUGAAGACAGACAUCAGCAUCGAGUUCAUCAGCCCGCUGCUGGAGUUCUCCACCAAGCAGGUCAUGUUCAGAGUGGAUAAGCAUCCUAACGACGUUCUGGAGAACCAGUUAGAGGAGCUGACGCUGACCAACGUGUCUUCCUUACCCCUCCACACCCACGUGGAGCUGGAGGAACCGUUUGUCAUCAUCUCGGAGGACGAGGGCCAACCCAAGGAAAUCUCCUCCAUGGAUAUUCCAAUGGAGGUUGGUGAAUCUCAGACGCUGAAGAUUCAGUUCAAUCCUGCCUAUGUGGAGGACUCUUACUCCAGGGUAGCCGAGAAGUUGCUCACCUUUAGAUACCGAGAACAUCCACACAUUGAUUACGUUGGCCUGCGGGGUGAGGUCUACUUCCCCAACCUGACCUUCGAGAGGAUGCAGGUGGACUUUGGCUGCAUCCUGAACGACACCGAGGUCACCCGCUACGUCCACAUCACCAACGCCAGCCCCAUGGCCGUCAGCUAUCGCUGGUCCUUCCUGGAGCCGCCGGACCCCAUCCUGGUCUACCCCCAGCCUCCUCCAGCCCAGCCGGCAGGGGAUGGAGGGGACGGGGGCACCGGCUCAGGGGAAGGGGAUCAGCACGUGGCGUUCGAGGAGCCCCCCGAGGAGGUGGAGACGGGGCCGGAGACUGACGGCGAGGAGAAGGGGAUGGAGGCCGAGGAACAGGAAUUGGAGAAACCGGCCGAAUCAACCCCCAGAGAGGAACCCCUGUCCACUGUGAACAUCAAGCUCCCCGCCGAAGACAGCGUAAAGGAUGCCCAGUCGGUCAAGCUGGUCACCCAAGACACCAAGGACUCGCUGACUGAGGAUAAGUCCCCCCACCAGCAGCAGCAGCAGCAGCAGCACCAAGACGGUGGAGAGAAGUCCUCCAAGAGGUCCCCCCGUAAGACCCCCCGCAAGUCCACCGGCAAGAGCCAGGGCAAGUCAGCCAAGUCGGGAAAGACGUCCGUCACUGAGGAGAGCAGCGGCCACCGGAAGAAAACCGCGAAGGAGGACAAGGAGGAGAUGAGGGAGUCCGAGACGCCAGCUGAGCAGAUCCUAAGCGUGGUGGACAUGUCUUCUGUGGCCGUGGAGGAGCAGGCAGCCGAGGACAGGCAGAGCGUGGGCAGCCGGGCCUCCCUGCGCCCCACCAGCGCCAUGAGGAGGCGCCAGGCCAAGCUGGCCUACUUCCAGACCAUCACCGAGCCCACGGUGGUCGGCAUCGAAGAGGUAUUCGACAUCCUGCCAUUGUACGGCACGCUGAUGCCUGGCGAGUCAGACACCAUCACCUUCACCUUCUACGGCCACGCCGACAUCGGGAGCGAAGCCAAGGCGCUGUGCCACGUGGAAGGGGGCCCCUGUUAUGAGCUGGCACUGAAGGGCGAGGCGUCCAUCGUGCAGUACAGCUUCGACACCAAGCACAUUGACUACGGCAAACGGAUGUAUGACCAGGUGGCCGAGGCGGAGAUUGUCCUGCGCAACACGGGCAAGGUGGGCUUCGACUUCCAGGCGGUCCACAUGGACCCCAGUGCUGCCCGGCGCCCUGUCCCUGGCCUGCCAGUCAUGAUCCCCCACACCGGCCACAUCGAGGCCUACCAGGAACAGACCCUGCUGGUCAAGUUUCUGCCGGGCGUGCCGGAGAAAUUCCACAAGAGCUUUGAUAUCCAAGUGGCCCACUUUGAGCCCGAUUCCAUCAACCUCUGUGGGGAGGGCGUUUUCCCCCGCGUCUCCCUGGACCUGCCCCGCUUCGGCGACGAGGAGGGCCUCUACUCCACCCUCCUGAAGGAGGCCAAGGAGCAUCUGGGCAGGGACAGCCGCAAGGAGGGCAAGCCAGUCGGUGGAGGAACCGGCUUGGUAUCCCCCAUGCCCUCUCCCACGCCCAGGGAUCCCUCGCACGAGGACGCCAAGUCCAUACUGUCCAUGCAGCACGACUUCCCGUCCGAGUUGGAACUCCAGAUGGAAGUGGAACGCCUGGUGGUGAAGGAGUUUGCCGUGGACAUGCAACAGAGCAACGUGUCCAACCACGAGGCGAUAGUCACCACGGGGCCGUCCCGGCCCACCUACAGUAAGACACCCAGGACCUCCCGAAGCAAAAAGAACACCAAACACAAGGCCCGUCUACCAGACUACCUUUUGGAUUUUGGCUACGUCGUCCUGGGCACGGUCCGCACCCACAUAGUGCGCGCCACCAAUACAGGCUUCUUCGCGGCCUCCUUCUCCGUGGACCGGACUGGCCUGUCCGGCACUGGCUUCAACGUGGAGCUAGACCGCGUCCGGCAGCUGCCAGGCUACCCCGAGCAUGAGAUGGUGGACUUCAGGGUCAGCUUUGACCCCCGGGGAGCAAACCUAGGGCUUGGUGAUGUCCAAGCUGUCGUCCCCAUCAAUGUUGUGAACGGUCCCUGCGUAUUCCUGCGACUGCGCGCCAGCGUGACCAUGCCCGACAUGCUGAUCUCCACUGAUGCGCUGGACUUUGGCCCCGUCCAGUGUGGUCAGUGCAAGGUCAUCACGGUCCAGCUGCACAACAACCAGCACGUCAAGUGCGAGUGGACGUCCCUGCCCACCGACAAAGAGAGGAAACUUAUUGACAAGCACAUGCCGAUGCACCUGCGGCGAAAGCUCCGCCCAGAGAAGGCACGCCCCCGCAACUUCGAGAUGAUGCCCCCCUUGGGCAUGCUGCUGCCCGGCCAGAGGGUCAACGUGCAGGUCAAGUUCAUGCCCACCGAAGAGAAAGUCUACGCUGAUCGCAUCGUAGUCCGCCUGAGUCAGAGCAGCCAGCGCCUGACCCUGCUGGCCCACGGCACCGGCCUGGAGCCCCGCAUGGAUUUCAGCCAGACCCUGCUGGAGUUUGACCCCAUCCUGCCCCACAGCGUGGGCGACGAGGUGGACGUUGUCGUCAAGAACCCGUGCUCCUUCCCCAUCGAGUUCUACUCUCUGGAGUUUGACGACCAGUACCUGGAUGAAGAGAAGAUGUUGCGUACCGUCAAGGACUAUGACGAACACGGCACCAUUCUCCUCCCGCCCCGUGUCCCGGGGGACAAGCUGCCCCCAGAGCUGCUGGAGCACUAUGAGGAGUUGAGGAAAGCGGUGGAGGAAGAGGAGAAGGCCAAAGCCGAGGCUGCCGCUGCAGCGGCACAGGACGCCACCCAAGGUGACGAAGCAGCCGCGGGUGAGGAGGGGGUGGGCGGAGCCACCGAGGAUGAGCCAGGCAACCAGGGGAGCUCCCUCCCCGUCCCCGCCACCAAGGGGCAAGCCGCCUCCCCCACCGCCAGCCAAGAGGGGGACAGGAAGGGUGACAAACAAGCCCCCGAGGGUGGGGACGAGACCGAUAGGCUGCCACUGCCUAAGGACCAGGACGGACCCCAAGACAAGAAGGACGCAGCCAGCAGCGUCGGAGUGGGAGAGCUCCUGGAGAUCACCCCCAUCUCGGCGGCCAUCGCCAGGCACCUGGGCAUCGACCUGUCGCCCGAGGGCAAGGCGGCCAUGAGGCGCCGGGGAGUAGCCAUCGUGGUCCAUGGCGCCCCCAUGUCAGGGAAGACGUCGACCGUCAUCACCCUGGCAAAGUACUACGAGGCCGCCCUUCUGACCGUGGACGGUGUGGUUCUGGAAGCCAUCUCCAACGGCAACACCCCGGCCGGCCUGCGGGCCCGGGAGCUGUGCGCCCAGGCGGCCAGGGCCCAGCUGGCCAAAGAAGGGGACGGUGUUGAGACGGCCGGAGGGGCCGGGGGCGCCGGCGGGGCUGGGGGACUCAGCGUGGAGGCCGUGACUGCCCAUUCCCAGGGACUCGGUGCUGGCUCAGGGUCGGUCAGCAUGGCCGGCGGUGGUGCCCACUCAGUCAUCAGCAACCGCAAGACCAGCACCAUCUCGGGCCACAAGCCCACGGGCGGCGAGGCGGGCCCGGCUGCGGACAAGCCCGACAGGAAGGACAAGAAGGACAGGAAGCAGGAAGACAAUGCCACCCAGCUGUCAGGCAGCCCCCCGCCGGCCGCCCCCAUCUCCCGGCGGCUGAGUGUCAGCGCCAGCGUGGCCGGAGAGGAAGGGCUGAUGAGCUGCCUGCUCCCCGAGGACCUGCUGGUGGAGAUGCUAGCCGAUAGGCUGCAGCUCAACGACUGCCACCGCGGCAUCGUCUUUGACGGCCUGGAGACUAUGUUCAGUCCCAAUCACACCGCCACUGCCAAUGCCCUCCUGAAGGCCUUUAACAAUCGGAAAUACAUCUACUUUGUCACCUUGAAGCUGGAGCAGUCGGUCUUCCAGGCCAGGGAGAAACGGUUGCAGGAAGAGAAAGAGCGUCUGGAGAAAGAACGUGAAGAGGAAGAGAAGCUACGACUGGAGGAGAUGUCGGAAGAUGAAUACGACAACCUGACUGAGGAGGAGAAAGCCGAAGUGGACCGCAAGCGUCUCAAGGCCAAGAAGGAACGGCUCCUCAAAAAGGAGAUGGAGGAGCGACUUGAGAGGGAACGAAAGGAGCGGGAACUAGCCGCUCUCUUGGAGGAGAAGAAAGUCGAAGAUGAUAAGAAAGGCAAGAAGAAAGGAGCCAAGGGCCAGGAGAAGGACGCCAAGGGAGCCCCGCUAAAGAAGUCCCAGGAAGGGGGCGGCAAGACGGGCCCCACGGCCAGCCAGGCCGGCAUGAAGAAACCGGCGGGGGACACCCAGGGGAGGCAUGACCAGCCGGCUCCGCCCUCAGAGCACGGCCUGAAGGCAGGGCCCUCCUCGGUCAUGGAGCGGCCCGAGUCACAUGGCACGGCUGGCAGCGAGUCUCAGGAUGAUGGCGGGAAGAAACGUAAGAAGGACAAAGGUCGGCCAAUCUCGAAUGAGGUGGUUCCGGAGCCAGAACCGGAGAAGGACCCAAUGAAGGAAGCCGAGAUCCUUCUGACCUGCCGCUUCAAGGCCUUCGAGCAUGGCCUGAAAGAAAUUGAAAAGAUCCUGGAUCGCUGGGACAGGACCAUUGGGCAAGUUGUCAUCGACCCGCUGGCCGACGAAAUGGAGGCGGAGGAGGUAACCGUGCACCCGCCCUCUGGACGGAAGGGCAAAAGCAAGGCAGAGAAGGAGAAAGAGAGGGAGCGAGAGAAGGAACGAGAGCGGCUGGAGAAGGAGCGGCUGGAGAAGGAGAAAGCGGAAAAGGCCUUGGCCGAGAGCGGCGAGCAGAGCGACCCCAAGGACGGCGAGGAUGAGAAGGACGGCGGCAAGAAGGACGAGAUGGGUGUGCCUCACCUCCUGAUGGACGCCAGCGAGCCAGACGCCCGGGUUGGUGACCAUGUCCUGGCCACCAAGCGCCUGCCCACGGCCGCCGAGGUACUAGACGGGCUUGGCCUGGGCCCCAACGGUCCUCCCAUACCCCCGUCGGCGAUAUUCUCCGUCGUGCCCUUCCCUGUGAAGCGGAAGGCUCCGCUCGGCGCCGAUCCUUCCGGUCACUACGUCUUCGUGGCCUCAUCUCCAGAUGACCCCAAUGUGAUUCCAGAAGAGAAAAAUAAGGAUGCUGAUCAGGAGCCAGACUCGUCUACUCCAGACAAGGCCCGAGAAAAGGACGACCACACGACACCCACUGGCAAAGGCAAGGGAAAGGACAAGACCCGCUCAGGGGCAGAGAGCACCAGCUCCCGCCGGCGCUCGGCCAAGGGCGGCCGGAACCGCAAGGGCUCCCUGACGGUCACUUCCCCGCCCCCUGGCACGACCACGCCGGGCUCGGACUUUGACGGUCAGAGCAGCACGGCUGGAGACAUGUCGGCCAUGCAGGAGCCCAAGAACCCCAAGCUUGGUAUUUUCCGCUGGACCGUCGGAGCCGAGUCGGAGAUCGUCCUGCGACUGCGCUUCCAGUCGGACGAGCUGGGCCAGUUUGACCAGACGCUGAAUUUUGAGAUCGUGGGCACUCGCCGACGCUACCAGCUCUACUGCCGCGGCGUCUGCAGCUUCCCGAACAUCAGCAGAGAACCGAGGGUUGUUUUCCCUCACCGCAAAAAGAGCAAGCGCGCGGACGAGAUCAUCCACAAAAAGUUCGUGCUGAGCUCGGAGACACUUCAGAUGGGCCCGCUGCUGGCCGGCAAGUCCCGGGACCGCUACAAGGACGGCCGCUACCCGGAGAACCAGGAGAAACUAACCAUCCACAACUCCUCCCCGCUGGAGGCGGACGUCACCUUCUGCUUCCAGCACGACAGCAACGCCACCACCUUCCUGAUGGAGCCCCCAGCCAUGACGCUCAAACCCGGUGAAUCUCAG
Acanthaster planci (crown-of-thorns starfish) is the source of this 9557-nucleotide messenger RNA. Its product is annotated as axonemal central pair apparatus protein HYDIN-like. NCBI's taxonomy places the organism in Eukaryota, Metazoa, Echinodermata, Asteroidea, Valvatida, Acanthasteridae. Gene Ontology annotation, biological process: axonemal central apparatus assembly; cilium movement. The record is from RefSeq and is a predicted model, not a curated record. Gene Ontology annotation, cellular component: axoneme.